UCUCCCCUCUGUCUCUCCCUGCCGAAGACCGUAGCGCAGUUUUCCAGCUCUCUCCUCACUAAAAGUCCGCACCGACUCCGGGACAGCUGAUUGCAGGGAAUAUAAUACAAAAGGAAUAAAGGCAGCAGAGGGAGAGGGUGGAGGAGGAGGAGUAGCAGUCCAUUCGACAUAAACCGUGACCGUUAUCCAGGGAAGAGGGGUCUCCCCAAAACCUGAGCCAUGAGUCGCAGCAUCGUGCGGCAGAGCAAGUUUCGUCACGUCUUCGGCCAGGUGGUAAAGGCUGAGCAGGGUUACGAUGACAUUCGUGUGUCCAAGGUGACAUGGGACAGCUCCUUCUGCGCCGUCAAUCCAAAGUUCUUGGCAGUCAUCGUUGAAUCCAGUGGAGGAGGAGCGUUUCUCGUCCUGCCCCUUUCUAAGACAGGUCGUGUGGAUAAGAACUACCCGCUGGUGAUUGGUCACUCUGGACCCGUCCUGGAUAUCGAUUGGUGCCCUCAUGACGACAAUAUCCUGGCCAGCUGUUCGGAGGACUGCACUGCAAUGGUGUGGCAAAUUCCAGAUCACACUUUGACCCGCCCCCUGUCGGACCCCGUGGUGGUCUUGGAGGGACACUCCAAACGAGUCGGCAUUGUCAGCUGGCACCCCACCGCACGCAACAUACUACUCACUGCAGGCAGUGACAACCUGAUAAUUAUCUGGAACGUGGGGACAGGUGAACCCCUCAUCUCCAUGGACGACCAUCCAGACCUCAUCUACAGCGUCAGCUGGAACCGUAACGGCAGCUUGUUUUGCACCACCUGUAAGGAUCGACGUCUGCGUGUCUGUGAUCCACGCAAAAGAGAAGUGGUGGCGGAACGUCUGGCUCCACAUGAGGGCAUCAGGCCAAUGAGAGCAAUCUUCACCAGAGAUGGAAACAUCUUCACUACAGGAUUCACCAGGAUGAGUCAGAGAGAGCUCGGCCUCUGGGACCCGACAAAUUUUGAGGAACCUAUUGCACUUUUGGAGUUGGACACAAGUAAUGGAGUAUUGUUACCUUAUUACGAUCCAGAUGCAAAUAUGGUCUACCUCUGUGGAAAGGGGGACAGCAGUGUCCGGUACUUUGAGAUCACAGAGGAACCACCGUAUGUUCACUACCUCAACACCUUCAGCAGCAAGGAGCCCCAGAGAGGGAUGGGCUUCAUGCCCAAAAGAGGUGUUGAUGUCAGCAAAUGUGAGAUUGCCAGGUUGUAUAAGCUGCUUGACAAGAAAUGUGAGCCCAUCACAAUGACAGUGCCCAGAAAAUCGGACCUCUUUCAAGAUGAUCUGUACCCAGACACAGCAGGACCCGAGCCUGCCAUGGAACCCGAGGAGUGGCUUGAUGGCCGAGAUGAAGAUCCCAUCCUGGUGUCCAUGAGGCAGGGCUACGUGCCGCCGAAGAGCAGAGAGCUCAAAGUGGUGAAGAAGAACGUCCUGGACUCCAGACCCACCACCCGACGCAGCAUGUCCACUUUGGACACCAACAGCCUGCCGCUUUCACCUGUGUUUUCAUUGAUUUCCUCUAGUCCUAGUCACCUUCCUUAACCUAUUCUUCAAACAUUUUCCUUAAUUUCACCUUCUUAUCACAGUCUUUUUUCCUUUCUGUUUCCCUUUUAUCCUUCUGCACACUUGUCUCCCCUCUUGUCCUGUCCAGCCUCAGCUGCUUGAGAGGUUGCUGGAAGAGAUUCAGAAUCUGAAGGCCACAGUGUUGUCUCAGGAGAAGAGAAUCUGUGACCUGGAGAAUAAGCUUUCCCAGUACACCAAUGGCACUGCCUGAUGUGCAUGUAAACAUGGUCUGAAGAACUGGUCUGAAUAUUACUGACGAGGAUUCACUCUUGUGAAUGCUUAUGAAUGUGUACAAGUGACCAUUCGACAGAUUUGAGGAAAUUGCAUCUGUACCCCUUUCGAUGGUUGAUUCUAUAAAAUCUUUAUCCCAGUUUUACCUUUCAUUCUACUGCAGGAUAUUUUUGGCAUAGUCACAAUUUUACAGCGAAAAGGACGGAGGUGAGGUUUGUGUGAGGGCACUGUAAGUUUGAGAGUGUAAGUUGGGUUAAAGGGAUAAAAAAGGUUUCUAUUAGAGAAAAAAGAAAAUGUAGAAAACUGGUUUAAAAAAUGCAAGCGCAAGACUUACUGCCUGAAAUGCAACUCUUUUAGUUUUUAUAAUUUGCUUCUAUAAAAAUAUACAGACCCGCUUCAAACCUGCCCACACAUCCUCCCACUGCAUGUGGAGUCACGCUUACAGCUUUGGAGGGUCUCGAAGUUAAGAAGAAACAUUAACAGAGACAUUUCCCCUCAAAUCAGCAUCUGGAUUGAUUAAUACAGUCAUCACAUAGAGUGAAUUAAGAUCAUUCCUCAGCUGGUCUAAGCUGCCUGUUCUGAUUCAGCUGCAGAAAUUAAAACGACCUUUCUUAAUACUAUUUUUGGUUUUACUUAGACGUCUGUGAAAAUAACUCAAAACUGACAACAACAACAAAAAAAAUCUUGAAAUUUUGAGUUAGCAAGUCAAAUAUCUUUAGAUAAUAACCCCAAUUCUUGACUAACACGUGGUAAAAAAGGUGUUUUUUUCAAUUUUAAGAAAAAAAAAACAGCAGCAGAAACAGGCUUCCAUAUUUUCUAGGUUUUUUUUUUGGUUUUUUUUUUAAAAUGAUCUUUAUAACAUAGAAAUAUUAAUAAAGUUUAUAUACAAAGCACUUUUUGAGGCCAAAGUGUUUUACAGGAAGCUUCAGAUAAGUCAGGAAAAAAGUUAAAAACAUGAAAAGCACAAAUAAACAUUACUUUAGAAGAUCCUUUUUUGAAGCUCGAAUUCACGUUCAUUCUUUUAUUUGUCUUUGCUGUGCUACGCACAUGCUAAGACCUUCACAUGCUGUAUUACAAAGCUAGUUCAUCUCAAACGACAGAACUUUUGUGUAGGAAACAUACACAAAACACGUGCUGACCUGUGAUCGUUGUGCACUCAUGUCGAGGGCCUCGUGACCUCACCAAAACUAAAUCAGUUUAGAAAGUUAAUGCAGGAGACCCUCGAAGCGGCGUGAGAGUGUGUACGGGCUGGCUUGGAAUCGGGAUGCUGCAGUAGACAUGCUUGUACCAUCACUAAACACUCACAAAAAGCCACACAAACAAACAAGGACACAUUUCAGCAUUUCAACCCCCUGUGUCGCAGACAACCAGUUUAUUUAAAUAAUGCUCAGAAAGAUUUUCAAUAUGUAAAUAGUGAUAAAAGGAAACAGGAGAAGUAAAUGUAGCAAAAUGUGAAAAGAGAAACGUUUUGUUGUGUAAAGGUUAUACAUUAGACACAUUAUGACAACAAUAAAAAGUGUUUGUUUUUUUU
This is a messenger RNA of Pelmatolapia mariae (spotted tilapia), 3340 nucleotides long. RefSeq names its product coronin 6 (gene coro6). The record is from RefSeq and is a predicted model, not a curated record. Gene Ontology annotation, biological process: actin filament organization; cell migration. NCBI's taxonomy places the organism in Eukaryota, Metazoa, Chordata, Actinopteri, Cichliformes, Cichlidae. The transcript has 11 exons. Bases 220 to 1557 code for a protein of 445 amino acids. Gene Ontology annotation, molecular function: actin filament binding.